AUGUCCCACACAGUCGUCAUCCAGAUUCAACCACCAACACCAGCUGGGACUGGGACAAAUGCUCCUGUGCCUGUUUAUGUCCAACAGGUAGCAGGAGUUUCUCCUCUUCAUGGACUACAGGCAUGUCUGAAAGGCCAACCAAAAGCCCUUGGGACAGUCCAGGUAAUGAUUGGUCUGUUGACUUUCCUGCUUGGGAUCGUGUCUGCACUUCAUGCGGAAUCCAUAUCUGUCUUUAGUGGUAUUCCUUACUGGGGGUCGCUCAUUUACAUUAUUGCAGACUCACUCUGCAUUGCUGCCGAAAACAAACUUAAUUCACCCUCUGGUUUGUGUUUGAAACAGUUUUUUCCCCACAUGAGCCAUUGGUGCUUUGAACCUGAUGAUUGA
Molecule: messenger RNA, 384 nt
Organism: Sinocyclocheilus rhinocerous
Lineage: Eukaryota; Metazoa; Chordata; Actinopteri; Cypriniformes; Cyprinidae
Product: membrane-spanning 4-domains subfamily A member 15-like
Exons: 4
Coding region: 1-384 (127 amino acids)
Cellular component (GO): membrane
Source: RefSeq, a predicted model, not a curated record